This is a messenger RNA of Aspergillus novofumigatus IBT 16806, 1485 nucleotides long. RefSeq names its product UbiD family decarboxylase. Gene Ontology annotation, biological process: ferulate metabolic process; cinnamic acid catabolic process. Lineage: Eukaryota; Fungi; Ascomycota; Eurotiomycetes; Eurotiales; Aspergillaceae. Gene Ontology annotation, cellular component: cytoplasm. Gene Ontology annotation, molecular function: carboxy-lyase activity. The transcript is spliced from 2 exons. Bases 1 to 1485 code for a protein of 494 amino acids. The record is from RefSeq and is a predicted model, not a curated record.
AUGAGCUCCAGCACAUCCCAGCCGUACCUUGAUUUCCGCGCUUUUGUCGAUGCUCUCCGGUCCGACAACGACUUAGCUGAGAUCAACGCCGAAGUCGACCCUCACCUAGAAGUAGCCGCCAUAACAAGACGUGCAUACGAGCUCCGAUCCAAAGCCCCCCUAUUCAACAAUGUUAGGGGCGCCCAUGACGGCUUAUUCCGCAUUUUUGGUGCUUCAGGCGGUCUUUCCAGCGACCCUCAAUACCCAUAUCGUCGACUUGUGAGACAUGUCGGUCUCCCCCCAACAGCCAGCUUAGGCGAUUUCAUCGACAAGAUGCUCUCCGCAAAGGGGAAAGAGCCUAUCCCUCCGGUCCAUGUCGAGACUGGCCCCUGCAAGGAGCACAAGCUCUUUGGGGUCGACAUUGACUUGACGAAGCUUCCCGCACCACUCCUCAACAAAGCCGAUGGCGGCGAUUACAUCCAAACCAUGGGCAUUAAUAUCGUGCAGCAUCCGACCAAGCCAUGGGUCAACUGGUCAAUUGCGCGUGCCAUGGUCCUUGACAAAACCCACAUGGUUGGCCUGAUCAUGAAGCCACAGCACAUCGCCCGCAUCUACGAACAGUGGAAGGAAUCCGGCAAGGAUAUGCCCUACGCAAUUGCCCUUGGCGCUCCUCCGAUUGCCGUGAUGGCAUCCAGCAUGCCUCUUCCAGAAGGAGUCACGGAAUCCGAAUAUGUCGGCGCUCUAUGUGGUGAGCCGCUUGAACUGGUGAAAUGCGAGACAAAUGAUCUCUGCGUCCCGGCGCGGAGUGAGAUUGUGAUUGAAGGUACCGUGUCCAUCUCUCAACGGGCCAAGGAGGGUCCAUUUGGAGAGAUGCACGGUUAUAGCUUCUUGGAUGAAGAGUCCAUUCAGCCAAUAUACAACUGGGGGGCUAUCCUCCCCAUCUCGGUCCCGGGACGCGCCACGGGCCCCGACGAGACUCACACACUGAUCGGCACACUGGCAGCUGCAGAGAUCAGGCAGCUGCUCCAAGAGAAUGGACUUCCAGUCCUUAAUGUUUUCACUCCCUAUGAAACGCAGGUCAUCUGGGCUGCGGUGCAGGUAGAUAGAAAGAAGCUAUGGGCACUGAGAACGAACGCAGCAGACUUCUGCCGCAAGAUCGGAGACCUGGUCUUCCGGCGUAAAUGCGGCAUGCAGAUCCAUCGUCUCCUAAUUGUUGGAGAUGACAUCGAUCCAUUUAACUUCAAAGACGUCAUUUGGUCAUAUGCUAGCCGCUGCCGGCCGGGAAUGGAUGAGUACCAUUUCGAAGACGUCGCUGCCUAUCCAUUGGUGCCGUACAUGUCGCAUGGACCGGGAACCAAGUUGACAGGGGGAAAGGUAGUUGCUAACUGUCUACUGCCUCACGAGUAUAACCAAGAGCAAAUGUGGGUGGUUUGUGAUUUUGAAAAUGGGUACCCAGAGGAAGUCAAGGAGAAGGUUCUACGGCGAUGGACUGAGUUCGGUCUUUAG